Trichoplax adhaerens is the source of this 1575-nucleotide messenger RNA. RefSeq lists its product as hypothetical. The record is from RefSeq and is a predicted model, not a curated record. Gene Ontology annotation, cellular component: membrane. The coding region runs from base 43 to 981 and encodes 312 amino acids. The transcript has a single exon. NCBI's taxonomy places the organism in Eukaryota, Metazoa, Placozoa, Uniplacotomia, Trichoplacea, Trichoplacidae.
GGCAUACUAUGUGGCCUAGCGGCAUCAUUCAUUUUUUCUCUCAUGUCUGCAUGUGUUAAGCUGUCCUCCUAUCGCUUCUUUCUGAUCGUAGUCGUUAGAAGUAUGACUCAAAUCCUAUUUCUGCAGCCACUCAUGGUUUAUCAGAGAACCAAUUUAAAAAGCAGCCUCAAACCACCUCAAGCUUAUUAUGUAUUUGGUAGGGCGAUUGGUGAAACAGUGGCCGUAUGUUGCCAAUUUUAUGCUUAUCAGAAUAUGAACAUUGGUGAUGCAGCUGCAAUUGUCUAUUCGUCUCCGUUUAUCACUGGUAUUUUGGCAGCUAUCUUUUUGAAGGAAAGAUUUACAUUGUUUCAUUUUCUGGCCACAAUUGUCAGUUUUGGUGGAGUGAUCUUAGUUGCGAGGCCACCAUUUAUCUUUGGAUCUCUAGCAGGUGAUACAACUCAAACUCAUUUUGCAGUAGCUGGUAUUGCAUUCUGUGGAACUAUCUGCAACAGCCUUGGUAUUUUGAGCGUCAGAAAACUUGGUAAUACUGUCGAUGGGAAUGCCCUGACGUAUUACUUUUCCAUCAUAUGUUGCACAGCGCCAUUGAUCAUCACCGCUGUUACCGGAGAAUUUGAAUUGCCGCCUUGUGGCAGUGCAAGAUGGCUGCUACUUUUUAUUGGUCUAUUAGGUUUUGUUGGCCAACUGGUCUUUGUAAAAGCGAUCCAAUUAGAGGAAGCUAUGUUAAUAGCGGUAAUCAGAACUCUUGAUGUCUUGUUUGGCUAUAUUCUAGAAAUAAUUAUAUUCGGCUCUAUACCGUCAAUUCUGUCAAUUAUCGGCUCACUUUUGGUAGUAUCUUCAGCAUGUACUGUAGGAUUGAAUAAAGUUUAUGGGACAUCGUGGAUUUAUGGGAGUUGUAAACAAUCCCACAACGAUGGAAAAACUACAGAGCAAUCCAUGGUUGCAGCGAAUCAAAGCCGGCACUGCAGAGAAACGCAAUUAUAGAAAUUGUUAUUUCAUGAUCGUAGUUAUUUGAUAUUCCUGAUUAUAUUCUUAUGGAUGAGCUGAUUUUCAUUGCUAGUGUAAGCUAUGAUACAGUCCGUUAAUAAAUAGUUGCUCCAGCUGUCAGGAACGUUAAGCUACCCUUUCUGUAGACGAGGUUGGAGCAACGUCGAUAUUCCGUCGCUCGUAAAUUAUCAUAGAAGCAUCCCGUAAUUUUAUUAAAUUCUGAAGACUGUGUGUGUGUAAAAGACUAAUAUGCGUAGUUGUGGUAUCCUGAUUGGUAGUAGAUCGAUGAUCAUAUUAAAAAUUAAUUCAAAAAUAAAAAUUCAAAAAUAAUAAUAGCAUCUUUGUGAAUUUAUCUUGUAAGUUAUCCUUUGAGCACCCUCUUUCUGUACUGCUCUACGGUGCGGAAUAUAUUGAAGUCAUUCAUUUAAUUAAUACAUAGAUGAAAACUAGCUCCAGCCUCUGUACUGGAGUUCAUAACGCUAUAUAUAUAUAAUAAGAAGAAUUUAUAUAUUAACGAAAACUGUGAAUUACAUAUUAUGGCUAUUACGGCUAUACAAUAUAACUUGCCCGUAAACUGAUUGCAUAAUCUCU